Lycium barbarum (goji berry) is the source of this 1570-nucleotide messenger RNA. Its product is annotated as probable protein phosphatase 2C 60. Gene Ontology annotation, molecular function: cation binding; protein serine/threonine phosphatase activity. The record is from RefSeq and is a predicted model, not a curated record. NCBI's taxonomy places the organism in Eukaryota, Viridiplantae, Streptophyta, Magnoliopsida, Solanales, Solanaceae. Gene Ontology annotation, biological process: protein dephosphorylation.
UCGGAUGUCCCCAAAGAAGAGACAAAUUGAGAUUGAAUAGGUUUAUUGUGUUUUGUAGUCAAAACACGAAAUAUAAUUUUCUACUACAAUUAUUUUAAUUAAUUAGAUGACAAGACAAGUACAGCCAUCGGAAUCUAAACGCACUCUGUCCUACUCUAACCUUCACCCUAUUUACAAUUUUCAAAUCUAACCUCAACGCCUUUUUCUCCGGCCAAAUCUACUUCUAAAAGAGAUGGGUAUAUACCUCAGUUCCCCCAAAACAGAGAAGUUUUCAGAAGAUGGUGGGAAUAAUAGGGUAAAAUAUGGUUUAUCAUCAAUGCAAGGAUGGCGUGCAACAAUGGAAGAUGCUCAUGCAGCAAUACCUGAUUUGGAUGCUUCAACAUCCUUUUUUGGUGUCUAUGAUGGUCAUGGAGGUAAAGUUGUUGCUAAAUUCUGUGCCAAGUAUCUACAUCAGCAAGUGCUCAAGCAUGAAGCAUAUUCACAUGGUGAUAUAGGAACUUCAGUCCAGAAAGCCUUUUUCAGAAUGGACGAGAUGAUGCGUGGUCAGAGAGGAUGGAGGGAGCUGGCUGCAUUAGGGGAUAAGUUAAACAAGUUCACGGGUAUGAUAGAGGGUCUUAUUUGGUCUCCAAAAAAUGGUGAUGGAAACAACCAUGUUGAUGAUUGGGCAUUUGAGGAGGGGCCUCACACUGAUUUUUCUGGCCCUACUUCUGGAUGUACGGCUUGUGUUGCAAUCGUUAGAGAGAACCAACUAAUUGUUUCAAAUGCUGGUGACUCUCGCUGUGUAAUUUCAAGGAAGGGCCAGGCAUACAAUUUAUCGAGGGAUCAUAAACCUGAUCUUGAAGUUGAGAGAGAGAGAAUUUUGAAAGCUGGUGGUUUUAUUCAUGCAGGACGUGUUAAUGGAUGUCUAAAUCUUUCAAGAGCUAUAGGUGACAUGGAAUUCAAGCAGAACAAGUUUUUGCCAGCUGAGAAGCAAACUGUUACUGCCAAUCCAGAUAUAAACACUGUUGAGUUGUGCGAUGAUGAUGACUUUAUUGUGCUAGCUUGUGAUGGCAUAUGGGACUGCAUGUCCAGCCAACAAUUGGUGGAUUUUAUACACGAGCAGCUAAAGUCGGAAAGCAAGCUUUCUGCAGUAUGUGAAAGAGUUCUCGAUAGGUGUUUGGCACCUUCUACUGCCGGAGGUGAAGGAUGUGAUAACAUGACCAUGAUUUUGGUGCAAUUCGAUAAACCUUUUCAGUCUGGGGCUUCUUUAGUGGAAGAACUGCCAGCUUCUAGCGACAAACUCCCUGCUCCCACUGAGGCAAAGACUGAAACAAAACCAGCAGAAUGUGGAUCUAGUUCGUAGUUCCGAGCUCCCCGUUUUGGGUGUGAUACUUCCAAGUCUGCAAUUGUACAUGAUUGUUUUGAUCUCUGUUGAUCUCUACUGCAUAUAUUUUGCUUUUCUUGGUGCUGGUUUUAUAUGUCACUGCAUUUGUAUUAUAACUACUUGGAUGGAUUGUACAGAUAACUUGACCACAGGUUAAAUAUUUCAUGUAGUUGUUUCAAGUGACUUCUAGAGGAGUUCCAUUUUCCA